AUGGCAACUUCACUUCUCGGGGAGGAGCCGAGAUUAGGAUCGACUCCCUUGGCCAUGUUGGCUGCGACGUGCAACAAGAUUGGGACUCCAAGCCCGUCACCUUCUUCGAUAUCAGAUAACCCUGCUGUGUUCGGGAAAGGCUUUCAUCCUUGGAAACGACCCACAGCCAGUUGCAAUUUGGGUGGUGGUUUAUCUUCGUUUGGAGUUUCUCGCAACGGAUCGGGACUGUCGGAAUCAUUCGGAAGCAACAGUUCAGGUGGAUCAAGUGCUUUUUCCUUAACACCUGGUACUCCUACAAAUUCGCAUUUUGGAAACGACUAUUCCGUUUUCCAGGCGACAGUUUCAAAUAGCUCACAAGAGGCCAGUCACCAGCCUGUGUUCAUUUCCAAAGUGCACACCUCAGUGGACAGUUUACAAAGUAUUUACCCGAGAAUGAGCGUUACGCACCCGUACGAGUCGUGGUUCAAGUCGCCCCACCCGGGGAUUCAGACUGGGGACGUGGGCACUACCGGCGGCUCUACGUGGUGGGAUGUUGGAGCAGGAUGGAUUGACGUCCAGAAUCCAAACGGGACCACGUUACAGCCUUCCUUGCAUUCAGGGGGACUUCAAACGUCACUUCAUUCCCCUCUAGGAGGUUAUAAUUCGGACUACUCCAGCUUGAGUCAUUCAGCGUUCAGCAGCAGUCCUUCUCCUCAUCUCCUGACCACCAGUCAACAUCUGAUGGAUGGCUUCAAACCAGUGCUUUCCUCUUAUCCCGACUCAAGUCCGUCUCCACUAGGCGCUACAGGUGGCACCGUGUUGCCUGGAGGCGCAGCGGCUUCCUUAGCGGGAUCCCCUCGUUCCUCUGCGCGACGAUACUCGGGGAGGGCCACCUGUGACUGCCCCAACUGUCAGGAGGCGGAGAGGUUGGGUCCAGCGGGAGCGAGCCUACGACGAAAAGGACUUCACAGCUGUCACAUACCCGGGUGUGGGAAAGUGUACGGUAAAACUUCUCACCUGAAGGCGCAUUUGCGAUGGCAUACAGGGGAGAGGCCGUUUGUUUGUAAUUGGUUGUUCUGUGGAAAGAGGUUUACGAGGUCAGAUGAACUUCAGCGACACUUGCGGACACACACUGGAGAAAAACGAUUUGCCUGUCCCGUUUGCAAUAAGCGCUUCAUGCGAAGCGACCAUUUAAGUAAACACGUCAAAACGCACAGUGCGGGCGGUUCUGUGGGAUCUGGUUCGGGUGGCAGUGGGGGCAAACGGGGAAGUGACACUGACAGCGAGCACAGCACCCCGGGAAGCCCUCCAUGUCAUACGCCUGACCUACUGUCGCCUCGUGAUUCCGGUCCUACAACAAGCAUACGCGCUCUUAGCAACUCUUUGGACUAAAUUAGAUUUUACGCAGGAAACAUGUGACAAUACAUUGCUUUAACAUGUUCCAUGAACUAUUCGGAUGCACUCUG
This is a messenger RNA of Engraulis encrasicolus (European anchovy), 1445 nucleotides long. Its product is annotated as transcription factor Sp8. The record is from RefSeq and is a predicted model, not a curated record. Lineage: Eukaryota; Metazoa; Chordata; Actinopteri; Clupeiformes; Engraulidae. The transcript is spliced from 2 exons. The coding region runs from base 1 to 1371 and encodes 456 amino acids. Gene Ontology annotation, molecular function: DNA-binding transcription factor activity, RNA polymerase II-specific; RNA polymerase II cis-regulatory region sequence-specific DNA binding. Gene Ontology annotation, biological process: regulation of transcription by RNA polymerase II.